Messenger RNA from Thamnophis sirtalis, 713 nucleotides. The record is from RefSeq and is a predicted model, not a curated record. Lineage: Eukaryota; Metazoa; Chordata; Lepidosauria; Squamata; Natricidae.
GAUAACAGUCACCUGAAGUGGCCUGCAGUAUUGCACCCUAACCACUGAGCCACCUCGGCUCUGAAGCCUUUCCUAUCUUGAGAAAUCUGGGAAGAAAGCUUUUGUAUCUUCACAAGAAAAUAAAUAGCACCUGGGAUGAAGGAUGGAUGAUAGAUGAUGGCUUAAGUUGGAAAUGUUGAGGAAAAAACAAACGUGUCUCACUCUGCUUUCCUACAUUCUGUCUAUUUGUUCCUUGGUUCCCCCUUUCACGCAGCAUUUUCAUGAUGCAAAAGGUAUUCUUAGGUGGCACCUCAACAUGCGUUGACUUGUUCCAAUGGAUUGGAAGAAGCCAGCAGGGAUUUUUGCAAGAAGGAUCUCUGGAUUCUUGCGGGAAGUUGACAUGCCUUACAGUUCCUCAAGUAUUCUUGGUUCUGUUCCAGAUGUUGGUGUCCGUUGGGUUAUAUCAACGCUUUGUGGAGGACAAGAUUCAUCAGUUCGUUGACCUUUGUUCCUUGAGCAACGACAAUCUUUGCCCUCUGAGGGGCCUGGAGCCCAACUCUGAAACGCAGACUUUCGAAGUGCUUCUCACUGACCAGACUCGGAGGUUUUAUGACAGAAUCCUCCUCUCAUUAAUGGAGCACCAGAGAGGCCUCCAUAGCCGCCCCGAUCUUCACCAGCAGAGGAUGAAGGGCUACCAUGCACUGAAUUGGUUCCUGGUCUCCUUCUUGGAACAU